This is a messenger RNA of Corylus avellana, 1092 nucleotides long. Its product is annotated as protein SRG1-like. Lineage: Eukaryota; Viridiplantae; Streptophyta; Magnoliopsida; Fagales; Betulaceae. The record is from RefSeq and is a predicted model, not a curated record.
AUGGCAUCACUAAACCCAGCUCCCAGCGUUAUGGAGCUCAUCACCAAAGAGCCAUUGACUGCAGUCCCAAGCAAAUACAUUCGUCCUGAUCAACAACCUAUUGCUCUCUCUCAUGCAUGUGGAAGGCCCUUGCCAACAGUCCCCACAAUUGACAUGAAAAAUUUGGUCUUGGGGGAGGCCACACACUUAGAACUAGAGAAAUUGCACUUAUCUUGCAAAGAUUGGGGCAUAUUUCAGCUGGUGAACCAUGGAGUUAGCUUUUCACUUUUGGAGAAGCUGAAACAUGAGAUUGAAGGAUUCUUCAAGCUUCCCUUUGAUGAGAAAAUGAAAUACAAGGUAAGACCAGGUGAGUUUGAAGGCUAUGGAAUUGUAGUUCGAUCUGAAAAUCAGAAGCUUGAUUGGGGUGACAAGUUCAACGCACUAAUCAACCCUAUUCACAGAAGAAAUCCAUAUUUAUUCCCAGAGCUCCCGCCAUCCUUAAGGAAUACCUUAGAGGCAUACUUCUCAAAGUUGCAAAAACUUGCCAUGACACUUGUGGUGCUGAUGGGAAAAGCUGUGAAGAUGCAGAAGAGAGAGAUGGAGAUAAUUGAAGAUGGGUUGCAAUCAAUGAGGAUGAAUUACUAUCCUCCAUGCCCACAACCAGAACUUGUUAUGGGACUUUCCCCUCACUCGGAUGCUUCUCUUAUUACCAUCCUUCACCAAGUUAAUGGAGUGGGAGGUCUCCAGAUAAAGAAAGAUGGGGUUUGGAUGCCACUCAACUUCCUCCCGGAUGCCUUUGUUGUCAAUGUAGGAGAUGUUAUGGAGAUCUUGAGCAAUGGGGCAUAUAAAAGCAUCGAGCACAGGGCAACUGUAAAUUCAGAGAAAGAAAGGAUCUCAAUCGCCAUGUCCUUCAACCCCAAAUUCGAAGCAGAGAUUGGGCCUGCAACUAGCAUGUUAACCCCACAAAACCCACCAUUGUUUAAGAGGAUUGGAAUGGAAGAAUAUGUGAAAGAUUACUUUUCCCAUAACCUAAAUGGGAAAUCAUACUUGGAGAAAAUGAGAAUCAAAACUCAUGAGGAAGACAGCACUACUACCACUACUACUACUGCCUGA